GAUUUCUCUUCGAGGUUGCAGCUUAGAGAAUGUCGGGAAGGACGGCCACGGUGAUGCGUGUAGAAGAGCAACUGGUAAGUACAGGAUACACUGUGACAGUACUUCUCCGAGCGUACGUAGAUGAGGACUUGAUGGCGGGUGAGUGCAGACAACGAGCUAGGGAUUUGAUCCACGAGCGUAGAGCUGAAGUACUGGCGCGAGUGGCCUUCCAGACCUCGAUUACUUAUGAUGUGAUGAUAUGGUCUCAUGGUUAUAUGCGCACGGAGCACUACCACAAUGAGACGGUAGAGGAGGCUAGAGUGAGGGUGAGAGGAGAUCUUCCGCGCGACAGGCUUGAUUUCCCAGAACUCCUAAAGCUCGCGAUAAAGGCAGAGGCAGAUGAUUACAAGGACUUGGUGUGGAGAGGGAUGAGGAGRCGUGACUUCUCUCUCUACAAGGAGUAUGCCACUGAUAGAUGYCMUAAUUUCAAGGAUUAUCCCUGGUCGGAGAAGAAUGAGGCCGUGGCUGAGGAAGUGAAGGAGAUACGGGACAUGGUGAAGGGAUUAACGAGACAGGUUACAGAGAUUGUGACCGCCACAGGGGCCACGGCCUACCGGGACAAACCUGGAGGGCCCUAUUCACUUCGCUGGGACCGUAGGAAUAACGAUCCAUGGAGGAGUGUCGAGGAUAGAAAUCCUCGGACGCUAAUUGAUUAUCGUACGAGGGGGAGAGAGAGAGGCGAUGAAUUAUGGCAAUGUAGGGACGAUGAGAUAGACCGAGACCGCAGAGAUCGCGAGCUGUUUGUGCGAGCAAGGAGGCUAGAUGAUUACCCCCGAAGCCCUCGCUAUGAGGCCGAUCGGGGUAGAGGCGACUCCCGCGGCCGAUGGGAGAGGGACGGCAGAUACGAGAGAUCGAACCGGGAUGGAUAUAGGGAUGACAGAUACGAGAGGUCGGGUCGAGAUGGCUACAGAGGGAGUAGAUAUGAGAGAGGAGAUCACGACUGGGAACGACAAGAUGAGACACGCGGACGGUUUGAGCGCGGGGGAGAUGCGAGAGAGCAGCGCGACGAGACGCGAGGAUGGUACAACCGAGGGGACCGACGCGAUGAGUCACGAGGACGCUAUGACUCAGGGGACUGCCGGAAUGACUCGCGAGGGCAGUAUGAGCGAGGAGGGACUGGAGGAGACCGGCGCAACGAUUCGCGCAGUCGGAAUGAGAGAGGGGGAUAUGGUGUCUCAUCAGAACCAUAUCCAAAACGACAGGGCGUCUACUCCCGAAACUCAUGCGUCUACUGUAGAGGAGAAGAUCAUAUCAAGAGGGAUUGCCCGGACCUCAAACGGACAAUAGAUGAGGGGCUUGUCGUGCUUUACGACCGCAAGUACGUCAAAUGGGCAGAUGAUCUGGGAGAUGUAUCAAUGUUUCGUUCGAUGAAGGAGAACGUCGAAGCAAGGAGAAUAAAGACGAGUAAAGGAAURGAGCCGGUCAGGAGCCAGAGCAUCAAGGUAAUCUUUGAGGGGGAUAUCGCGACCACACCCAUAAGGGUGGCAGCCACCAAGUCAGCAAGAGGGUCUACAUCGAAGAAGACUGACACGGAUUAUGUGAUGACGGAGAAGGACGGGCAGCGGAUCGAUGGAGAGGAGGUUAUCCUUUCGCCACGAAAGAGGGGAGUGAAGAAGUUMUUAAUGAAGAGUUCGUUGGACGAGAUUGACACGGUUGAGCCACUGAGGCGGGCUCUUCGGCAACCAAUUCAGUGCUCUAUUCUGGAAUACCUGGCGGCAUCGAAGCCGGCCCGUGAUAAAUUACAGAUGAUCACGCGGAAGACUCGCAUACCUCUAUCAGAGGAGGGUCAGGGAGUCCCUAAAGCGGAGACUUCUACAGUAGCAGUAACAGGGGUAACAGCCAGAGCGGAUCGCAUGGCGACAGCCCUUCUCGAUGGGAUGGAAGGCAUGCYUCCAGACAAGUUUUAUAUACUUGGUAGCGGGGCUGUAGAGACGAUUAUAAACGAUGGAGCGGUACUUGAUGCUGUGAUUGAUAACGAUAGUGAGGCUGUCAUCAUAGACGAGGACCAAGUUGGACUGGGCCUCGAUAGGUCAUACAUAUUCGAGAUAGAGACGGCUGAUGGGAGAAAGCAACAGAUCAUUGGGGUUUGUCACAAGGCAGCCAUAGAGGUCCAAGGGGUACGUGUGACCCUGCCUGUCUUUGCAGUCAAGAACUACAGCUCCGACCUGCUCUUAGGUCGAACGUGGUUGAGCCACGUGCAUGCGGUGAUGAUAGAGCGACCUGAUGGGAGUCAAACAUUGUCCAUUAAGAAGCCAGACGGGACGCGGUUUCUGGGAGUGGUCGGUUACUGGCGUAUAUUCAUACGGGGGUAUGCGGAGAAGGCUGAGCCAUUGAGGUUACUCCUUCGAAAGACUGGAAAAUUUUACUGGGAUUCUUCGCAGGAACUCGCAAUGCGAGAACUUAAAGACGGAUUUAAGGAGGGAGGACGCGUGUUGGGCGUGUCAUUCUUUGACGAUGAGACCGAGAGACCCUUCAUAGUAUCCACGGAUGCUGGACCAUGUUCAGUGGGUGGUUUGCUGUCUCAGAAGGACGCUGGAGGGAAGGAAAGACCGUUAAGAUUUGAGAGUAAGACACUUAAUACGGCUGAGCGUAACUACAGUCAAUUCAAGAAGGAGGUGUUAGCUGUUCUCCGGUGUCUAGACACGUUGAGACACUAUAUCUAUGAGCGACGGUUCAUCUUGAGAGUAGACCCCACCGCGGUUGCCUCUGUCCUCCAGAAGGACUUUAGUCUGACGGACCCGACCAUCGCCCGAUGGUUAAUACGGAUUCGGCUAUACGAUUACACGGUCGAAAGGGUAUCUGGUAUGAAAAAUGCCGUGGCAGAUGGACUUUCACGCAUCCCUCUCGAGCGUCCGAUAGUAGCUGGGGCUCUGACAAUGGCAGAGCCGAGGCGCGCCGAGAGAUUUCUAGUUAAUCUUUACGAGGGCAAAUACCGAAUGAUCGGACUACACCUGACGGGAGAAGAGAGUCAAGAUUCAGAUAUCCGGAGGCAAGCAGCCCAGUACUGCCUUAGAGCGGGCCACCUUUUCCGAAGGCCAGUAGGGUCGGGAAUGCCCUUACGAGUAGUCUGUGACCCUGAGGAGAGACAGACAAUAGUUGCGGAGCUUCACGACGGGGUAGUCGGAGGACACAGGGAAGGAACCUACGAAAAGGUACGCAGGUUGUACUGGUGGGAAGGACAGUAUAAGGACGUCGAGAGGUAUUGUAGGACCUGCGAAGAGUGCUUGAAGAGAGCUCUUGUGAAAUACAAAGAGCCACUUCAUCCAUCCUAUCCAACCCGACCAGGAGAGAAGGUACACAUCGAUCUAGUGAAAAUGCCGAGAGGGGUAGGCAAUAUGAACGACGUCGUGAACAUAGGAGACGAUUUCACUAGGUUCGUGGAUGGUAGAACUAUCAGGAGUAAGGCGGCAAAGGAAGUAAAGAACUUUGUCCUAGAGUACUUAUCUAGAUACCGCAAUGGACCAGGGCGCGAUGACCGGGCCUGGAUUGACGAGGGCAAGAAAUUUUCUGGGCCUAGAGCAUUGGGGCUGUAGGGACUGCGACGCGGACCGAGUCGAAGCAGGGCAGUUGGCCACAGACAGUGGAUAUAAGGGAAAUAAACGGGUACCAGGGUU
This is a messenger RNA of Chara braunii, 3653 nucleotides long. Lineage: Eukaryota; Viridiplantae; Streptophyta; Charophyceae; Charales; Characeae. The record is from the annotation of a GenBank genome assembly.